AUGACGUCCUCGCAAAACACCACCAAGAAGGACGACAAGGCCGCGUCCGCGACCCAGGCCGAGCAGCAGCCGGCCGCGGAGCAGAAGCCGGCCCCGCUGGAGGAAGACGACGAAUUUGAGGACUUCCCCGUUGAUGACUGGGAGCAGGAGGACACAGAGGCUGCGAGCGGUGGCGGCGCGCCGCAGCGCCUGUGGGAAGAGUCGUGGGACGACGACGACACGACCGAUGACUUUUCGGCGCAGCUCAAGGAGGAGCUGAGGAAGGUGGAGGCGUCCAAGAAGCGGUGA
Chaetomium globosum CBS 148.51 is the source of this 288-nucleotide messenger RNA. RefSeq lists its product as uncharacterized. Gene Ontology annotation, cellular component: proteasome regulatory particle, lid subcomplex; proteasome complex. Bases 1 to 288 code for a protein of 95 amino acids. Gene Ontology annotation, biological process: double-strand break repair via homologous recombination; proteasome assembly; mRNA export from nucleus. Lineage: Eukaryota; Fungi; Ascomycota; Sordariomycetes; Sordariales; Chaetomiaceae. The record is from RefSeq and is a predicted model, not a curated record. The transcript has 3 exons.